GGUGCCGCUGGGAGUUGCUGUGGGAGGGGAAGCGGGGACUCUUAUUGUGACACGGCGGCUCCCUCAGCCCCCUUCCCCGGGCUCCUGCACACUCGCUGCCGUUUGACAACAAGAGAAGCGGCGGCGCCGAGCAGCGGGACACAGGGAGAGGCCGGGCCCGCGGGCUGCGGCUGUGACGGGGUUGCCUUGUGGCCGGGCCGAGCGGGGGUGGGGGGAGGCGGCUGGAGGAUCAGCGACACCGCCGCCGCCGAGCCCGAGCCCCCGGUCAUGGGCCACGGGACGAGGAGGAGGCCGAGGCCGCGCUCAGCAGCGACAUGAGGCGAUCGCCGGGGAGCCAGAUCAUUGAAACUUUAAAACAACAAACUGCGAAAAGGAACCAGAAUGUUUUACUAUCAGCCCAUCCCAUUGGCUACAGCUUGCUCUCCAACUGUAUAAGAAGCUACCUGAUUGGAGAAUCUUCAUGAGCUCAGGAGAUGAGAGAGUACCGGCAACAAGAGCAGUCUGACUCCCAGCAGAUACUUCCCGUGACACAGGAGCUCCCCGUUCUCGAGCAGUUUGUUUGUCAGAAGAAGAACAAGAAGGAGCGGAGUCGGCUGACGGACAAUAAAAUGUUGGCUGGCUCACAGAAGCCAGGCCGAGCGCAGAAAACUUCCAGCCCCAACAAGCAGUUAAAGAGCCCUGGUUCUCCGGGAAUGCUGUCUCACAGUCCAGGCCCACUUCACUCUGGCUGCUCCAGGCCCAGGGGUCUGAAGAGCCCCCCACUCACGGACACUCAAAGAUUUUCUGAGAACAGUUUGAAAAUAAAACACGAAUCAGAAAUCCGCCUGUCCACAGUCCCAUCGCCGAAACCCGUGACCAAUCAAAUGCACACAGACAGUAAACUGACCAAUCACGGUAAGCCGGUCAAUAGCAGUGGCCCUGCCCCCAAUGCGAGCCAGGGACCAGUCUGUGGCCUGGGCCCCAAAACCACAUCGAACCCUGGUCACGGGACCAAGUCCACACAGAUCUCUCCUGGAAGCUCAGCGCUGAAAAGUAGCCAGAACUCUGUGCCCAACCUCGGAGCGCUGAAGGGUAAAGUGAAACGGGAGAGGAGUAUCUCGGUGGAUUCGGGAGAGUUACGGGAUACUACCACACCCAUCAUCGACACGGAAACAAAAGUGGACGGACCCCCCCGCACCAAGAGGCGCUGUGUGCUGGAGCGGAAGCAGCCGUACAGUGGGGAUGAGUGGUACUCAGGUCCUGACAGUGACGAUGAGGAUAAAGCUGCAGUGACUGCGCACAAUUGUAAUGUAGUAGAAUCCGUGCUCUCGGGGACUGUUCAGCCAUCUCCUGGUUCGAACCCCCUGCCGGCCGUCCCAGACAGUGCUCCUGUCAGUAUCACCCACAACCCAGUGGGGGGACCUUGCCUGCGAUCAGACACGAACAUUCCGAGGAAUCCCAGCAAACCGUCCUCUCAGUUUGUGUACGUCUUCACCACUAACCUGGCCAACAUAGCUGCUGAGGCUGUGGCACAGGGCCGUGUGGAUUCCAUCGUCUCCUACCACACUCACAAUGUACCCCGGGCUAAACUCGAGCAAGUGUAUGAUCAGAAGCCCUCUGUUACACCUCAGAAAGGACCUGGACUUCAAGAGCAGCUGUCACUCAACACGCCUCCAACUCCACAGCAAAGCCUCCAACCCCCGAGCUCACUGCCUCAGGAGGGGGCAGCUGGGGUGGACCCCCUACACUCAGACAUUGGACCCAAGUCGAUGGAGAGCAAUAGUGGGGCUGGAACCCAACUGGGGAACAGUCAUCCCAACACCAGUAACCCAGCCAGUAACCCUAUGGCCGGGGUUCCAGUCGGAGAUCCAGCCAAUGGAGGAACUGGAGAGGCCGGCAAUCCAAAUGGGAAUGGAUCGCUGAUCAUGAACCUUAACCCCAACACCGAGGGGUUGUCCAAAGAGCAGCUGGAACACAGGGAACGUUCCUUACAGACUCUGAGGGACAUUGAAAGGCUGUUGUUACGUAGCAGCGAGAGUGAGUUUCCUAUGAAAGGUAACUGUGGUCCCAACGGACAAGGGGAUGGACAGCAGGUCAUGAAAAAGCCAGAGGAACCUUUACAAUCCAUGAUCUCCCAGACCCAGUCUCUGACUGGGGUCGAAGGUCAGAAUAUGGAGCACGACCCCAUGCAUCAUCCAGAGAUAAUGCAACGUGACCCAAUGGGGCAACAGGUCAACAUGAUGAAUCCGAAUAACCAAGAGAACUUGACUCCAGAGCAGAUAGCCUGGAGGAAGCUGCAGGAGGAUUUUUAUGAAGAGAAGAGGAGGAAACAAGAGCAAGCUGUGGUUCAGCAAAGGACUAUGCAAGAGAUAAUGAUGCAGAGGCCCAUUGGGGGUGUGAUGGUUCGAGGACCCCCACCUCCCUAUCACAGCAAGGCUGGAGAGCAGUGGCCAUCGACAAUGGGAGCUCGCUUCACCAGCCCCAUGGAGGGCUCUGAUUCGCUGCAGCCCCGUGGGACUGCCCCUUUCUCGGGCCCCCGCUUUCCCGCCAAUCAGAUGCAGAGGGUGAGCGGAUAUGGAGGAAUGCACAAUAUGCCAGUGGAGGCUUUGGGAGCCAUGAAUCCGAUUCAGAGACAGGUACGGCCUGGAAUGCCCUGGCCGGAUGACAUCUCUCCGAUGGCGGGGGCAGGGAACUUCCCACAGGGGGGUAUGCCCUUUCACCCCGGCCAAGGAGAUCCCGAGAGGUUCAUGAACCCAAGGGCCAGGGAGGAGCUGUUGAGGCAGCAUUUAAUGGAAAAGAGAUCAAUGGGAAUGCAGCGCCCGCUCAGUCUGAACAACACGAACAGCAUGGCUGGAAUAUCCCAGGGGCUCGAGAUGGAGAGAAUGAUGCAGGCCCAGAGACAGAUGGAGCCUGGAAUGUUCCCUGGCCAAUUACCUGGAGAUAAUGUCAGUGGGAACCCAAUGGGUUUGGACUUUGUUGGGUCAAGGGGCAUGUUGAGCCCUCCCUUGGGGCAGGCAGGCCCCAUGCGCAAUAUGGACUCCUCCAUGGGAUCUGGAAACGUCAAUAUGAACAUGAAUGUCAACAUGAACAUGAACAUGAAUCUCAAUGUCCAGAUGACCCCCCAGCAACAGAUGAUGAUGUCACAGAAAAUGAGGGCACAGGAAAUGAUGUCACAUCAGGUUUUGACCCCAGAAGAAAUGGCAAGAGUGAGAGCACCCAAUGGCAACAUGAUGUUGGGCGACCCUCAGAAAAUGGCACCACAGUCUCAAUUCCCAAAUCACGGACAACAGGGUUUUCCAGGCGGUCAAGGACAGUUUUCCAGUAUGUCUCAAGAAGUCAAUAACCUGGGGACUCCCGGGGAGAUGUUCAGUCCUGAGCAAGGCCCUUUGCCUAUUACUAGCAUGAGUGGUACAGCUAGACUGAGCCAUAUGCAGAUGGCUCCAACUUCCAAUCAAUCAAGUAACCAUGGUAACGUGGGCACGUUGCUUCCAGGGGCCCAGAGGGGACUAGGCCGCAGGCCCUCUGACCUCACCAUCAACAUCAGUCAGAUGAACUCUCCGGGUAUGGGGCACCUUAAAUCCCCGACCAUGAGCCAGGUUCACUCUCCUCUGGUCAGUUCUCCAUCGGCCAAUCUCAAAUCUCCACAGACACCGUCUCAAUUGGCCAACUUAAACUCCACCAACUCCUCGGCUCCCAUCAAGUCCCCCCAGGUCAUGAGCUCCUCACUUCCAGUCCGCUCCCCAGCCAGCUCCCCUAACCGGCUCAAAUCACCGUCAAUGUCUGUCACCUCUCCGGGAUGGAGUUCGUCUCCGAAGACCACCCUCCCAAGCCCGGUCAUCAGCCAGGGGAAGCAGGCCAUGGCUGUGAACUCUGCGGCUCCAAUGGGAAACGUGGAGCAAGGUCCUCUGGCCUCCGCCCCUCGUUCUGGUCCAGGUCCUGGUCCUGGUCCUGGGUCUGGUCUGCCUUAUAAUUCACCUGAAUCAACACCCUCCCAGAACCCACUCUCCCUCAUGAUGUCGCAGAUGUCCAAGUACGCCAUGCCCAGCUCCACUCCACUCUAUCAUGACGCCAUCAAAACCAUCGCUACCUCCGAUGAUGAGCUGAUUCCUGAGCGCUCCAUGGCAAUGAUUCCAUCAGCAAACAUCCCCGGACUGAGUGGGAGCCAGAAUCCCCAGAUGCACCUGGUGUCGCAGAGUGGUCCUGGAUCAGGAUCUUCAAGCAGCCCCCUGGCAAUGAGCAUGGUGAGCCACCCACUCUCUCACGAACCUGCGACUCCCAUGAUGCCAUCCCCCAGCCUGAUGGGGCACAGCGUCCCGAUGCACGAAGGACAUGCCGGUGGACUGGGCGUACAGAGCCCGGUGAUGGUGCACCCUCCCCAGGACUCCCUUGGCCAACCCUGCGGCCCCUUGCCCGCCACUGGCCCCCAGACGCUACCUCAGAACGCCAUGGUCCUCCAGCGCAUGCAGCACCAGUCCCACAAUGCCCUGCAGUCCCCGGGCUCUGGGAUGCAUCAGGUGUACCCCCCGGGCAUGGUCAUGCCUCAGGAAGAGGGUGUCCCAUUGCACGGGGUCUCUGCCGGAUCAGGGGCCCCUCAGCAGCCCCAGCAGCAGCAGCCCCCUCCUCCCCACCUGAUGGUGAAGAACGCUCCGAGCAGGUCUGCAGGUGAUAGUUACCAACUCUCUGGCGUGGCCUCAGUCCUCAACGACCCAGAGCUUCAGGAUGUCAUCCGACCUUCAGCCAGCGGUAUCCCCGAGUUCAAUCUCUCGCGCAUCAUUCCCUCUGAGAGGCCAAGCAGCACACUGCAGUAUUUCCCCAAGGGCGACUCUCAAGCGUCGAAAGCUCCGUCUUCCAACCCUCACCUCAUGAACCUUCAGAGUAUGAUGUUGGAGCCAGCUCCUCCGAGCAGAGCUACCCUCCAGGGACAGCAGCAGCAGCAGCAGCGAGGUCUAAGCAUGCACAUUUUCCACCCGGGGCAGGUACCGGGGCCGAUAAUGGGAAGGACAGGCCUACCGUCCCAGCACAGUGUGAUGGGGAACAGUCUCCACCAUGUUCUCAUGUCACCGCAGCAACAGAACCUGGUGCUUCAGGCCAAGCAGAGGAGCCUCUCAAUGUCGGGGGAGAUGUACGGACAGAUGGGACACAUGCUGCCCCCACAGGUAGCUGUCCCUCACCAAAGCCUCGUGUCCCCCCAGCAACUGAGACAGAGGAGCAUGUCGUUAGAUACACCCAUCAGCUUCGUCCCCGGAUUGGGAAACACUGCCAACUUACCGUUCUAGCUUCUCCCCUUUUCGUACAAUUAGGAUUUAUGCAAGUUGAGAAGCCACAGUGAUGAGUGUGGGUAGGAGACGGAAUUAAAGUAAUUUUAUUACAAAACAAAA
Messenger RNA from Hemiscyllium ocellatum (epaulette shark), 5357 nucleotides. It is a transcript of the gene bcl9l, whose product is annotated as bcl9 like. Gene Ontology annotation, cellular component: beta-catenin-TCF complex. NCBI's taxonomy places the organism in Eukaryota, Metazoa, Chordata, Chondrichthyes, Orectolobiformes, Hemiscylliidae. Gene Ontology annotation, biological process: positive regulation of transcription by RNA polymerase II; negative regulation of transforming growth factor beta receptor signaling pathway; canonical Wnt signaling pathway. Gene Ontology annotation, molecular function: transcription coactivator activity; beta-catenin binding. The transcript has 10 exons. The record is from RefSeq and is a predicted model, not a curated record. The coding region runs from base 474 to 5255 and encodes 1593 amino acids.